AUGCACCACCAACGUCGCAAGUCCGGCCACGGCUCGACCAACCCUUCCAUGACCGAUGUUCGCAAGGCUGUCACCGCCUCCGAUUUGUCCAGACCAAAGAGGCCUCAGACCUUGUCGAGGAGGACAACGCCGUCUGUCGUUCAGAAGCUCGGAAAGAAUCCCAGAGACAGGGAACGGGAAUGGGAUGAGGAGCGAGGAUGGGAAGAUGAGCGCGAGAGCUUUCCUCAGUUCUGCAUGACCUGCGAGAAGCAAUUCAUCCCCUCUGGAGAGAAACACUUGUACUGCUCUGAAUCAUGCCGCAAGCAUGACCAGACCCCAAGUUUGAUCACCUCGCAAUACUCUUCGGCCAAGAGCCAUGACAGCUAUGGCAGCAACCUGCCAUUCUACUCGGCUGGCAACUCAGAGCCCCGCGACAUUAUCCCGCGAGCCUCACCGUCGCGACCCAGCUCGACGUACUUUUCGCCCCCUUCCACGCCCACCAGCUCCCAAUACACGAGCGCGGUAUCUGCCUUGAGGUCUCUGUCUAUCCGACCACCAAGCCCGCCUUCGCCGACAACGAGCACAUCGACGCUCUGGCCAUUCACCAAGACGUCCACCACUAGCCCGAGCACUUCCUACACGAAGCCAGUCAACUUUUAUUCCUCGACAUACGACAGUGGUUAUGGCGCAUCUGGCUACGCUUAUGGAUACGCCACAGCCAGCAUGACACCAGACCGCCCACUGCCGUCUAGGAAGCCAGGAGGCUACAGCCGACCCAAGAGCAUUGAACUAGUGACUCCCAUGGUCGGCCGGUAG
Molecule: messenger RNA, 795 nt
Organism: Pestalotiopsis fici W106-1
Lineage: Eukaryota; Fungi; Ascomycota; Sordariomycetes; Amphisphaeriales; Sporocadaceae
Exons: 3
Coding region: 1-795 (264 amino acids)
Source: RefSeq, a predicted model, not a curated record